AAAUAUUUGGAUUUUCUGACUCUCCAUGUUCGCCGGACUGCUGAUCACUUUGUAUAUCACUGCAGUCGUUAACAAAGUGAGAACUUGCUCGCAGAAGAUGGGCAAGCUGCAUAUCUACUGUGAUUAGCUGGCUUUGAUUGGUUCUGCAUAAAGUCUGGAAUGGUGAAGCGUUCGGGGAGAGGUCCUGCGACCGAUAACUCAUCUCCAGCGCCGGCGACGGCAAUAGCGAGAUCCCGUGCGUCUGGUCAGCGGCAGCGGCGUGAUACUGUAUCACCAUCGGGACCAUCACUAUUACUUUCUAAACGGGUGCUGCCUUCAGCUAACAGGCAGGAACUCGAGACAGAGGAUGUGUAUGAUGUACUUUCGGUGGCUAGCAAUUCACCUUCGGCGAUCUCGAUUUCAUCGGGAGGUGAUGCUGAGCAAGAGAUUUCUGGCACAGUAUCUGCCUCCGCGUCUCAGCCAAGGAAGAGAAACGGCGGCGUCGCAAAAAGUCGGGCGCCAACUACCGCUAAUUCGCGGUCGGCGCCGUCGUCCAACGGAGCGCUGGAAUUAACAAGAAAGAGAAAAGUCCCGACGGCUUAUGCACAAAUGUUGAACGAAAUAGUCGGCGACGAAGUUAGUGAUGACGAAGACGAUGUCGACGAUACGCUACCUCGAGGCCGCAAACGACCAUCCCAUCCAGCCUCCACUGCUCGUUCUCCCAAUCGCAAGACACCGAAGAUCAAAACCGAUACACCGGGGUGGGGACCUAAAGGAAAAGGCAAAGCCAGAGAAUCAGCGAUAGAGAUAGAUUCUGAUUCGGGAUCGGCCGGGGAUAGCGCGCAAGGGCCGAGACUGAUGGCGCCGAUAUCGAGUGAAAGCGCUGCCUAUCUGGCGAGCUCGUUUGCCGGAAUGUCAGACGAUGAUUCUGAUGAUGAGAAGGAUGGAACAGGGAAUGAAGCACAUGCGUCUAGCUCGAAUAACAAGAGCGGCCAAUCUGGAUCUGCCGAAGACGAUGAUAUGGACGAUGGCGAUGACUCGGACGAUGAUAUGGAGUGGGAGAAUGUGGAAAUCGAUGUCCCCCCUCUUGAUUCCGCAGCGCCAGCGUCAGAGGAACCAGCACAAGAGAUCAAAGCUGUCGAGUUUACGAUUGGUGAAACGACACCGACGAGAUCUAAACGAAAGAAACCGACAAUCACAAAAGAAGAUCGCGAGCAGAGGAUGCUGACGCAUAUGCUCCACCUCGUGUGUUUGAUCUGCCAUGGGUCUACCAGGAGCCGCUGGUGCAAUGAUGCCUCGGUGAAGGAUACGGUCUCCAAAUUUGUGCCUGAUGGUAUAGAGGACGAACUAAAACCAGACCCAACCCUCCCCGUCACUCAGCGAACUCGCAAGUUCUUGGAUGGCUUACGGCACUUGAUGGAAUUCUGGAACCGGAGGUACCACAUCGUCUACAAAGGAAUUCGCAAAAGGACGUACGAGGAGCUUGAGAACAUCAAGAAGGAGAAAGGAAACGAGCCAGCGCUGGAGCUGAGUGACUUUCGGCGCUCGCUCGCACGUUUAGAAGGCUCUCGCGAUCUCGGAGCACAGGGAUUUUGCGCUCUCUUACGGGCAUUCAGGGUCCGUACCCGGUUGGUGUUUUCUCUUCAGCCACUUCCGUUUACGUUUUCGACGAAGAGUGCUCAGACGAAGGCGAGCCGCGCAUCUAAAGCUAUAAGGAUGGACCUGAACGAUGAGCGCAGUAGUGAUUUCGACAGCGAGUCGUCGGUGCCAAAGAGACCGCCUGUCCGACUUCGGAAGCCACGACUUGGCACGCCGACGUUGACAUACACCACUAAUGACUAUGAGUCUUCUCAAUUUGACGAGGCGCCGUAUCCUGUGUUUUGGGUGGAAGCCUGGGACGAGGCGGGGCUGCAAUGGGUAUCCGUAGAUCCCAUGGUGCUCAAGUUGGUCGAGAUUCCUCGCUCGAAGAGUAAAUUCGAGCCUCCGCAGUCCGAGGCAAGGAAUGUGCUGUCGUAUGCGAUCGCGUUUGAUCAGGCUGGGCAUGCAAAGGACGUAACGCGUCGGUAUGCGCAGUACUACAAUGCAAAGACUCGCAAGUUGAGGAUCACGAACGAGCCGAGUGGGCAGAUAUGGUUUGAUCAGAUGCUGAGAUGCUUUCAGACUGAUUAUCUAACGAGUAUCGAUCAGAUGGAAGACGCAGCUUUGCUCAAAAAGGAGCUUUCAGAAGAUAUACCAAACAACAUCCAGGAUUUCAGAGGGCACCCAGUUUAUGUCCUCGAGCGCCAUCUUCACAAGAACGAGAUUAUCCAUCCAAAAGUAGCGUGUGGCACGAUCGCUGUCGGGCGCAGCAAAAACAGCGAGACAGAGCCGAUCUAUCGCCGCCGCGAUGUGCAGACGCUACGGUCCGCGAUGCAAUGGUACAAGAUCGGACGGGUGGUGAAAGUAGGCGAGCAGCCGCUGAAACACACAAAGAAGCGAACGCUGCCAAAGUCGCGGUCGGCGAUGCUCGACAGCGACUAUGAAGACGGGGCGGGAGAGGAGGAGGACGAGGAGGUCGCGCUGUAUGCGCACAUCCAGACGGACAUUUAUGUGCCGCCUCCUGUUUUGAAUGGGAAGAUUCCUCGGAACGAUUACGGCAACUUGGACGUGUUUGUGCCGUCGAUGGUGCCUAAAGGAGCGGUUCAUCUGCGCCAGCGGGGGAUUGCUAAUGCCGUCAAGGUACUUGAGAUCGACUACGCGGACGCGGUGGGAGGCUUUGAUUUUCAGAACCGCAAGGCAACGCCGCGGUUGGACGGUAUCGUUGUAGCGGAAGAGUACGAGGAAGCGGUAAUGGCUGUCUACAGAGCGCAGCAGGAACAGUUGGAGUUUGAAGCAGAUCAGAAGAAGCUCAACCUGGCUCUGGAAAGAUGGCGCAGGUAUCUCAAAGCUCUACGGAUCAAAGAACGACUUGCGCAUAACCCGGGUUUCAAGGACCUGCAUCAGAAGGAGAAAGAACAAGCUGAAGAGAACGAAGCUAAGGGCAGAGAACAGGUGGGCGAAGAAGUCGCGCCGAAUGAGCCGAACGAGGAGCGGGACACUAUUCCAGACAACGGCGAUGACGACUCCGAUGGAGGCGGAUUCAUUGCUGAUGAUACAGAUCAGAGAGCAGAAGAUGACGACGACGACGGCGGCGGAGGGUUUAUUGCAGGCGACGAUGCCGAGGACGACGGCGGCUUUGCGCCCGAUAUGGAUGACUACGAUUUUGACGAAGGAGACGAAGGGCUGUACGAUUGAGCAGGUUUAUAAAGUUUUUUUACUCUUUGCUAUUCUUUUCUGAGAAGCAUUGUCGAGGUGACAAUAGGACACCGCGAAGCAUUGUGGCGUCUGGAUAGGUUUGUGAGUAGUCGUGGAUUGUAUGUAGAUCGAGACCGAGAGGUGCCGAGGAAGACCGCCUCAGACACCGCCGCGACAGAGCAGCGGUCGCCACCUGCGACGACAACACCGCUGCGGACCCACACAUGACAUGUCUCGUGUCUUCAUUGAAUUAACCAAGAAUUCUACAACAGCAACUCCGGACAACCCGGAACAAGGCAGAGCAGAAGUCGGUGAAAUCCACGUGCCGCUGCGAGCCGGAUAGCUUGGCUGGGGUUAGGGGUCAGGAUUGCGGUUGGCGGCAGCGUCCCCGCCACCUCCCGGAGACCGUGACGUCUACGGCGAGGACUUAUUAGAAGAUAGAAUUCCAUUACGUUCAGCAAGCCUCAGAAUUGUCGUCGAGCCAGCGUUUGUGUACA
Molecule: messenger RNA, 3749 nt
Organism: Myxozyma melibiosi
Lineage: Eukaryota; Fungi; Ascomycota; Lipomycetes; Lipomycetales; Lipomycetaceae
Exons: 3
Coding region: 160-3252 (1030 amino acids)
Biological process (GO): mismatch repair; nucleotide-excision repair
Cellular component (GO): XPC complex; nucleotide-excision repair factor 2 complex; nucleus
Molecular function (GO): single-stranded DNA binding; damaged DNA binding
Source: RefSeq, a predicted model, not a curated record